AUGACGUCAGUGUCGUUUGAUCUUCCAACACUUCGUAAUCAUUAUACUUAUUUCACUAUUAAUAAUAAACAUAUUCCAGCGAUCUAUCGGUAUGUUGUUCUACUUGUUUUCCAUUGUGAUCGAUUCAUUUCUACGAAUAGAUUGAAAUCUGGCAUUUAUUACCCGUACGUUGCUUUUGAUCUUGUCACUGAUCAGUUGAACGAUUUUUGUUCCACAUGGACUUCAUCCAGCAAGCUGCCCCUACUACCAAUGACAAUCAACGAAACAUUGUUUUAUAAAAAUUUCUAUCCGAAACGAGAUUUCUCAUCAUCAAAAGUGAUUCUAUGUUCAUUCAUCGAUCAAUUCCUUCAGCUGAUCAACUUUUUGAAAGAUUCUCAACAAUCCGACAAAGAAAAUCAACACCAACAACACGCUCGUUUUUCAAUCGACGUGCAACAUGGAUCGACACGGGAGAUCGACAUAUUGAAUUCCGAAGCAACAACAAGAUACAAUCUUCUUCGUUCAACAGCAUUUCCUUCAUUAAAAAAUGUGACACGACGUCUUUGUUUCGAUGAUGAAAAGAGUGAUCUGUCGUCGAUCGGUGGGUAUUUGCAGUUGGAUCAAUGUAUCUAUCCCUAUGUCAUCUCUUCGAGUGAUAUCCUUUUGAAUGUGAAUGAUCUUCGAAAACCAUUUCAAUCAACAUUAAAUUAUUUGAUGCCACAUUGUCAACAACAAUCAUCAGAUGUAAUCAACAAUUACAUAAAAAUCGUUCAGUAUGGUAUACGUUGCAUAAAAAAGUAUAAAUAUUACUAUAAAAAUGUUGAUGAUAAGUUUAUUUCACUCUACCGUCUGCUUCUAUCCCACCAAUCGAUGUUCUUUGUUCAAUUAUUCGACGCACAAACUAUUUUGUCAAAGAACUUACAUGAAUAUUAUCGAACAGAUUUUGUGAACCUAUUGACGAAAAACAUUUCCAACUGUGGCUACUUGAAUACUCAGCCAUGUAUCAACGGAUGGACACCACACAAUUCAACAAUCGAUGAUCAAACGCGUUCUCGUUUAGCCACAUAUGAUGAAGUACUUCUAUUCAAUUGGCUGUUGAUCUAUGAUAACAAGUGUGUACGAGUGCAUAAUCAAUCUGGUGAGUUGGUUCUUGUCAAGCAGCAAUUGUCGAUAGUCAAGGAUAAGAUGAAACUCGUUCAAAAUGAACAUAUUAGGAAGCGUUCGACAUUACUGAGUCACAGUCCAAUAUAA
Molecule: messenger RNA, 1230 nt
Organism: Adineta ricciae
Lineage: Eukaryota; Metazoa; Rotifera; Eurotatoria; Adinetida; Adinetidae
Source: the annotation of a GenBank genome assembly